AUGUUUACUCACACCCUUUUCCUUGCACUUGAGUAUUUUUCAAUAUAUUUGGAAUAUGCCCAACGACAGAUGCCUAAAAAGAUAAAACAGAACAGAACACAUAACACGGGCUUGUAUUUAUUUGUUAAAAUAUCUAUCGUAGUACAAAAAGAUAUUUUCGCAGCGUGGGGAGGGGUGCGGCACGGCAGAGCGGCGGCAGACGAGCGACAGCACCGGCCGCAAGACGGAGAGCGCGCGGCAGCCGGGGCCCGUGCUGCGCGCCGUGGGGCGGCCCGCGGCCGGCCCGCGGCGGCGCUGGGUCCCGCCAUCCACGCUGCGGCACCACGAGGUGUCCGACGGCGACGCCAAGCACGAUGUCAUCUUCCGCAAGGUGCGCGGCAUCCUGAACAAACUGACUCCAGAAAAGUUCCAAAAGCUGAGCGAUGA
Molecule: messenger RNA, 426 nt
Organism: Pieris macdunnoughi
Lineage: Eukaryota; Metazoa; Arthropoda; Insecta; Lepidoptera; Pieridae
Source: the annotation of a GenBank genome assembly